AUGUCUACCGCAGUUGCGCCCGCGACCGCUGCUCCUCCUCUGCCGACUGCUCUUGACCGAGCGUCGAGUCCGCAGCCGUAUCCCGCAUCCGCAUCUGCCUCUGCCUCUGCGUCAACGUCGACGCCGUCUCGAAUGCCCCAUGACGGACACGGGGGACAGUCGUCCCCAGAAGGGAAGAACACGCCUUCUUCGAACAACGCUCGCAAGAUCGUGGUUAAGACAGAACCCCCGUCUUCGCCCAGCAUGUCCGCCCAGAAUACUCGGCCCAGACCGCGCAAGCUGGACCUGUCCGCCAGCACACUUUCUGUCCGGGGCCCCGCUGGCCCCAUGACUGCGAGAGAAGGACGAGGAAUGCACCACGUCGGGCUCGCCUGCCUGUCUCCGGGCUUCCAGACCGACGACCCCGUCCGCCAGGAGCAGCUGCAGCGAAGCAUGACCGUCCGCGACCAGCAGCGGUCCAUCAUCGAAUCGAGACUACAAAGGUCGGCCAAAGGGGACGGCCCGGACAUGAGCAAAGCUCUCGACUCCAAUCCGUUCAGCUCGGCGCGGGGUCCCAAAAAACGACCUCCCCCAGGUCUUUCUAUCGUGCCCCCGUCCGCUGCUCAGUUUGCAAAUGAACGAGUCGUUCAGUCGGCUCCGUUGAACCAGACAUUCACCGGUCGCCAUGAUCCCCCCUCAAUGACCCGCCAUGUCCUGAACCAAACCGCCAAUCUGCCGUCUCCAUCACACAUCCAGCAUGUACCUGCAAUGCAAACAAAUAAUCGCCUUCCCCCACUCGCCGAUGUCUUUGGGUCCGACUUGUCUUCUCGGGAAAGGGAGAGAGAUCGCAGUGGCCAUCUACCGGCAGUUGGAGCCAACACCGCCCAAUCCACCAUACCGCCAUUUUCAUCGUCGCCGGGACACUCUUCCCAGCAACGACCACGCGAGUAUCGAUCGGCUGAAGAAGCUGUCCUUGAGCUGUCCGGAGGCCACGAAGAACUUAUUCCCCGAACGAUCCACUACAGUGGUCAACACCAGCCAGCUACCCCUCCUUCUCCAUACACAAAUGGAAAUUUCAGUACUGCUCCGACUGCCCAGCAGGCUCAUGUCCCACCUCCCGCCCAGGGAACUUCUCGCCGCCGCACUAGAAGCGAAUAUGAACAAGACAAUGGAAGCCCUCCUCUAGGUACCGCCCCAGAACCAAGAUAUCGAAAUGGCCCCGGCCCGGCUGUGCCGUCGUCGUCGUCGUAUGGGCCCUUUGGAGCUGGACGUGACUCUCCUGAAACGCAAAGAAAGAAGAAAGAGGAAUUCCUGCAGCUCUGCGCGCGGGCGUGGGACCUCUUUCACUCAUAA
Molecule: messenger RNA, 1332 nt
Organism: Talaromyces rugulosus
Lineage: Eukaryota; Fungi; Ascomycota; Eurotiomycetes; Eurotiales; Trichocomaceae
Exons: 2
Coding region: 1-1332 (443 amino acids)
Source: RefSeq, a predicted model, not a curated record